AUGAUCCAACCCACACAUUCAUCUCCUUCUUCAUCUUCAUCUUCUUCAUCGCCAUCUUCACCACAAUUGAUGCAGAUCUACGAAAGCGUAACCCUAAUUCCCGGUCUCCCAAACGACGUCGCAGCACUCAUUCUCUCCUUCAUCCCCUACUCCCACCAAUCCCGCCUCAAACCAACCUGCAAAUCAUGGAAGCUCUUCCUCUCCUCCAAAACCCUAAUCGCUCUUCGCCAAACCCACCGUAACCUCUCUCACCUCCUCUGUAUCUUCCCCCAAGACCCCUCCGUAGCCUCUCCUUAUCUCUUCGACCCCCAAAACCUAGCCUGGUGCCCCCUUCCCCCCAUGCCUUGUAACCCCCACGUCUAUGGCCUCUGCAACUUCUCAUCCCUCUCCAUUGGCCCCCACCUCUACGUCAUCGGCGGUUCGCUCUUCGACACUCGCUCGUUCCCGAUCGACCGUCCAUCGCCGUCCUCCGCUGUCUUCCGAUUCGAUUUCAACACUUUCUCGUGGGACUUCCUCGCCCCGAUGCUCACGCCACGUGGCAGCUUCGCCUGCGCCGCGGUUCCGAGCUCCGGCGAGAUUCUCGUCGCUGGCGGUGGCUCUCGUCACACGCUGUUCAGCGCCGCUGGAAGCCGAAUGACCUCGGUGGAGCGAUAUGACAUCGGUAGAAAUGAAUGGGUUGCCAUGGACGGGUUGCCGGGUUUUCGGGCCGGGUGCGCGGGGUUCUUUGUUGGGGAAGGGGAGGAGAGGGAGUUCUGGGUGAUGGGUGGGUACGGCGAGUCUAGGACGAUAUCAGGAGUUUUUCCAAUAGACGAGUAUUACAGAGACGCCGUGGUGAUGGAAUUGAAGAAUGGGAAUGGUGGUGGCAGGUGGAGGGAGCUCGGGGAUAUGUGGGAAGAAGGGGAAAGGGUGAGGCUCGGCAAAGUUGUCGUAAUCGAAGAUGGUGAUGAUCGUGGACGCCCUGCUGUUUUCAUGCUUGAUGGGAAUGAUAUAUUCAGGUAUAACAUGGCUUCAAAUCGCUGGUUUAAGGAGUCACGUAUACCAAGAAAGGCUCCGUGCAACUCAUUAUUUGGAUUUGUUGUAUUGGACGGAGAGCUGCAUGCAAUCACCCUUUUGAAGGCAGUUGAGACAACAGAAACCCGAAGGUCGCGACUGCAUAAGAGGGCGGGAACGCUGUACAUCCAAAUAUACAAUCCUAAGAAGAAGACAUGGAGAUCUCUCAUUACGAAGUCGCCUUUCCAUUACAGCUUGGAUUUCAAUACUGCAGUUAUGAGCACCAUUCACUUGUGA
Molecule: messenger RNA, 1287 nt
Organism: Prunus armeniaca (apricot)
Lineage: Eukaryota; Viridiplantae; Streptophyta; Magnoliopsida; Rosales; Rosaceae
Source: the annotation of a GenBank genome assembly